This is a messenger RNA of Propithecus coquereli (Coquerel's sifaka), 3619 nucleotides long. RefSeq names its product leukemia inhibitory factor (gene LIF). Gene Ontology annotation, biological process: immune response. NCBI's taxonomy places the organism in Eukaryota, Metazoa, Chordata, Mammalia, Primates, Indriidae. The record is from RefSeq and is a predicted model, not a curated record. The coding region runs from base 43 to 651 and encodes 202 amino acids. Gene Ontology annotation, molecular function: leukemia inhibitory factor receptor binding; cytokine activity. The transcript has 3 exons. Gene Ontology annotation, cellular component: extracellular region.
CAUCUGAGGUUUCCUCCAAGGCCCUCUGGAGUCCAGCCCAUAAUGAAGGUCUUGGCGGCAGGAGUUGUGCCCCUGCUGCUGGUUCUGCACUGGAAACAUGGGGCAGGGAGCCCCCUCCCCAUCACCCCUGUCAAUGCCACCUGUGCCACACGCCACCCAUGUCACAGCAACCUCAUGAACCAGAUCAGGAACCAACUGGCGCAGCUCAACAGCAGCGCCAACGCCCUCUUCAUUCUCUAUUAUACAGCCCAGGGGGAGCCAUUCCCCAACAACCUGGACAAGCUGUGUGGCCCCAACGUGACGGACUUCCCGCCCUUCCAUGCCAACGGCACGGAGAAGGCCAAGCUGGUGGAGCUGUAUCGCAUCAUCGCGUACCUGGGUGCCUCCCUGGGCAACAUCACCCGGGACCAGAAGCUCCUCAACCCCAACGCCCUCAGCCUCCACAGCAAGCUCAAUGCCACCGUGGAUGUCAUGCGGGGCCUCCUCAGCAACGUGCUGUGCCGUCUGUGUAGCAAGUACCACGUGGCCCACGUGGACGUGACCUACGGCCCCGACACCUCGGGCAAGGACGUCUUCCAGAAGAAGAAGCUGGGCUGUCAGCUCCUGGGGAAGUACAAGCAGGUCAUCGCCGUGGUGGCCCAGGCCUUCUAGGCGGGAGGUCUCGAAGUGCGCCGUGAACCGAGGGAUUUCGGGAGCGGGAUCCAGAUGUGGGGGGCUCUCUGAGGGUGGCCGGGGGACAUGCUAAACCCAAAUGGGGGCUGCUGGCAGACCCCACGGGGUUCCUGGCUGGUCCACUGAGCUCCAGGUGGGCUGUGCUGGAACCGAGCAGAGUCGUCACUUCCAUGGGCAGGGCCUAUAGCCAGCGCCCACCCCAAGAAGGUGCCCCUUCCUCUGGGAGAUGCAACCACGGUGUCGGACUGGCAAGGGGGGUGUGGGCUGGACUUCUGCCCCCUCUUGUCCCCUUGGCCCAUUGCUCUCUCUGUGCAGUGAGCAAAUCUCACAAGUUGUCUACAGCAGCCCUGGCCACAGGGCGAGACAGCAGGGCUCAGGAGAGUUGCUGGCCCCAGCGAAUGACCACCACUGUGCCUUUGCUGACCUUGAGUAGACUUCGGAAGGCUCAGGGGGCACUCGAGUGUGCCAGAGGGGCUGGGAUCCCAGAGGACUCCUUGUCCUCUAGAUGUUUGGUGAGUGGAAGACACAGAAGGGGCCCUGUGGUGGGAUGCUGUCUUCUCGUGAGCUCAGUCCUAGGAACUGUCAGGUGGAAGGUUCUAGAAGGAGGUCACUGGUGUGCAGGCUUUUGGGGAGGCAGAAAAGCCACCUUCAGGCCUGGGAAGGAGGAGACCCUGGAAGCCUUGGCAGGCUCAUCUUCUCUUCCCUGCGGUCUUUCCUGCAGCCUGGGCCGGCCAGGGUCUGGCGGUCACCCGGAGGUGUGGUUUGUGCAGGUGGGCAGCGCAGGGCAGGUUGUGAAGGUUCUGGGGACACCCAGCAUCUUCCUUCUGGGCAGGGUCUGUAGGGGAAGGGCUGGGGUGGCUCAGAGCAGCGGCUCCCAUUCGAGGCCCACAGAGGCCCUGUGAGGUCACACAAAGGUACUUGAGGGGGACCAGAGGCCGUCUCUGGUCCCUAUGCAAGGGGACAGUAGAACUUGAGGUCAGGAUCUCAGGAAAGCCUGAGAUCCAAGAGUGCUGUGUCUGACCCAGCGUGAUUUCUAUUUAUUGUGAUGUCCUAUUUAUAUUAACUUAUUGGUGCUUUCAAUGGCAAAGUUAAUUCCCCUUCCCUGGUCCUUACUCAAAAAACAUCUUGUGCCGGCUUCUUACACAGGAGUCAGGGCCGGGGCUUGGCAAGUUCUGAUCUGGCAGCCGGUAAUGUUACAAGUAGAACACGGUGAAGCUCAGAGAAGUGUCAGGAUCUGAGAGAACUCGAGGCCCGGGUGGAGGUGGGGGACCCGGCUCCAUCCCCCCAUCCCCCCUGUGACACCCUUUGGAGGUGUCAGGGUCCAGGCUGCAGGGGCUGGGCCAGAUGCUGGAUUUUCUUGGUUGCAGGGGGCUGGUUCACAUUGUUCUCUGGCGCCCCCUGGCUUUGUGCCACGAGGAGCGUAUUCCUGGUUGAAAGGGCACCUCCAGCAGUGGGCAGGGCAGCCCUGGUGGCCUGCCCUGUCGCUGUUCCCUUGUCCCCAGGCUGCCUCUGAACUAGCAGUCAGGGGCCCUGGAACAGUCCGCAGCACCCAGCAUGCUCCCACGCGGCGGGGAAGCUCCUUCGGUGGCCUGAACACCCACGGAGGGCGUGGGGGCCCGGCUGGACCCCGGGAAGUCGGGGCAGUGUUGGGGAGGAGGCAAGCGAGGCCUGAGACGGCUGGGACUCGGACCAGGAAGCUGUGGUCCCUCCUGCCCCACCUCCCUCCCACUCCCACCCAUGUCUGGGCUCCCAGGCAGGGAACCCGAUCCCUUCCUUUUGCUGGGGCCAGGCAAGUGGAGAAACGCCCUCCAGUCUGAGAGCAGGGGAGGGACAUCGCUGCUCGGAGCAAGCAGUCUGAGCCCGGAGCAGGGAGGUCCUCCAAGUUCAGUGACAAGAUUGUGGUACUAAUUAGGGUACUUCACAUUCACUUUGCACCUUUCUCUGUUGUUCUCUAAGCACUUUACCUGGAUGGCGGGUGGGCAGGCCCUGAGGCCCUGGGUGGGCGUGGCAGGGUAGGAGUUGUCCAUCCCAACAGCAAGACUAAGAUGUGGCUGUUUAAACGUGGGUCCCCUCACCCUUGUCCAGGGUCGCAGAGGCUUGGCAUGGAGAUAGCUGUGCUUCCCCAAGCUGGCAGAAAGACACACAUGUCUGAAAGCGGGUCCUGCCCACACUCCUGUCCCCUUGCCAACCUGCAGAAUCGGAUGCUGUGCGGGGGCCCGCCUGGUGGCCCCCGAGGGCUCAGGAAGCAGAGCAUCUCCUCAUUAUCCACACAGCUGCUGGCUCCAUGACACUCUCCUGCCCAGCCUGGACUCAGCCCUUCGGCACAACCCUCAGCUCUGUCUAGACCCCGCCGGGCCCCAUAGCACCACUGAAUCACGGAGCCCUCGUGCGACACAGCCUUGUGGGCUGGGAGCUGCACUUCUGUUCAUUUUCAUCUGCUCUUGUUGGCCACACCUGUCCUUGGGCCAGAGGAGGAGGGAGGGACCAUUGGCAGAGGACAGGGCAGGACAGUCACUUUGUAAUUUAUCAAGAGACAAAUAUGGGGGCCUUUAUUUAUUAUUUAAAAAUUGAAACGAAAAAGCACUGCUAGUUUACUCAUCUCUCCUCCCCGUUCUCCUCGUCCUCCUCUUUGUCCCUGGCCAGGGGACGUCCACCCUGGCCCAAGCAGUCCAGUUCUGCUUUGCUGGCUCUGCAGAGGUGAUGUAGUGGGGUGGGUCGGAGCCCCGGAAUCCAGCGAGGUAGCAAUUUCCCUUCGGACGGUACAGAUGCUCCUACCUUAGACCCGUCUCCGGUCCCCACCCGACCCCGGUACCACGUGCUGGCCCGGUGACCUACCUUGUGGCCUUAGAGGUUUCCCUCCUGCCUUUCCGCUGGAAAGGACUUGGCCUUGGUUACAAUUUCCUCUUUGAUGAAUGUACCCUGUGGGGAUGUUUCAUACUGAGAGACU